AUGUUGGGAAAAAUAACUCCAGAACAUGGAAUACAGUGGACUAAAUUGGGAACUUGGAUUAUAUUCACGUGGCCUCCGAACUCGAAAGCAACCCGACUUACAAAGAUGAGUUUCCAAAUUGGCUGGUGGAUUUCGUUGUUUUUUACGAUAAUAUCCCUUCCUUUUGGAUUCGACACAGCAUGGGCCCUACGUGAAAAUACUCUGAUGCUCGUUGAAAUAUUGUGUCUAUACAUUUGUCUCAUCCAAGUUGUGGCGAAAAUGGUCAUCGCUAAACUUAAUUAUCACAAAUUUCAGUAUUUAAUGGAAAAGAUGGAGACAUUCGUUAAGAAUGCAAACCCCCACGAACGACAAGUACUGAUAACUUGCGUGAAACGAAUCGCUCCUUCUCAUUUGAGCUAUAAUAUGCUGUGUAUUAUUGCAGCUCUGCUAUAUGCAUUGGCUCCUUUUGCAACGGGCCAGCCAUUCCCCACUGUAACCCAGUUUCCCUUUCCCACGGAUAAGCAUCCUACUUACGAUAUGAUUUUCUUUUUGCAAGCCAUAAACGGCUUCCAAUGUUGCGCCUCGAACUUUUUCGAUUCUCAAUUGAGUAUUCUUCUUUGUUAUGGCACAAUCCAACUUGAUAUUCUCGCUGAAAAAAUGAGAAACGUCAACAGUGUUGAAAAACUCAAAGAGUGUAUUUCCACACAUCAGGAUAUACUGCGGUACGUUGACGACACCAUCAAAGCCGUACGGCCAGUGGUAAUAACAACAGUCAUAACGGCCACGAUUAGCCUUGCAUUCGCAGGAAUCCUUAUAAUCGGAAAUGGAUCAAUCGUUCACAAAAUCGAGUUUGCGGGGAUUAUCUUAGCCUACUCCUGCGAACUUCUCUGCUUUGCGUGGGCUGCAGAAAGCUUGACAACAGCGUAUGAACAAGUUGGGUGGGCGCUGUACAGCUCUACAUGGAUUCAGAAUUCGAAGGAGUUCAAGAGAACUGCUAUUUUCGUGAUGCACAGGUGUCAAAAACCUCCGGCCAUCCGAUUCGGGGGACUCAUGCCUAAAUUAUCUAUGAGUUAUUAUGCAUCGUACAUGUCAGCAACAUAUUCCUUCUUCAAUGCAGUACGUGCCACGCUGAAGUAA
Diachasma alloeum is the source of this 1116-nucleotide messenger RNA. RefSeq lists its product as uncharacterized. NCBI's taxonomy places the organism in Eukaryota, Metazoa, Arthropoda, Insecta, Hymenoptera, Braconidae. Gene Ontology annotation, molecular function: olfactory receptor activity; odorant binding. The coding region runs from base 1 to 1116 and encodes 371 amino acids. Gene Ontology annotation, cellular component: plasma membrane. The record is from RefSeq and is a predicted model, not a curated record. Gene Ontology annotation, biological process: sensory perception of smell; detection of chemical stimulus involved in sensory perception of smell. The transcript is spliced from 6 exons.